AUGGCUGACGACGACUUUGGUGCCGAUGCCGACUUUUUGGAUGCUCUCGCAUCAUCUUCAAGUGGAAUCAUCUCCGGACAAGGCAACCAGCAGCAGGCGGCAAGUCGCAUCCAGCAGCCGCGCCCGCAAAAGAUACAACAACCAACACCCCAGAGGUUGGACAAAGCACCACCCACGGCCAAUUCUGGACCAAAGAUCGUGCAGCCGACACCUCAAGCCUUACCUCAGCGCUCCUCAGGUUCAUCCAUCUUGGUGUCGCCCCGGCAAAAAGGCAACCCCGUUCUGGCAGCUCUUCGUUCUGUACCAUGGGAGUACAGUGACAUUCCCGCCGAUUAUGGGCUCGGCUUGACCACGUGCGCGCUCUUUCUAAGCCUCAAGUACCAUAGAUUACACCCAGAGUACAUCUACACACGUAUUCGGAAUCUCCAGGGCAGGUACAGCCUAAGAAUCGUCCUGACCAUGGUGGAUAUUCCGAAUCACGAAGACCCGCUCCGCGAGUUAUCCAAGACGUCACUCGUCAACAAUGUCACGGUCAUCCUUUGUUGGUCGGCUGCCGAGGCAGCGCGCUAUCUAGAGCUCUAUAAAUCCUACGAGCAUGCCAAUUUUUCGGGAAUCAAGGGACAGCAAGCCACGAGCUAUACCGAGAAGCUGGUCGAGUUUGUCACCGUACCCAGAGGCAUCAACAAAGCAGACGCCGUGUCGCUCGUGAGCGCAUUCGGUAGCAUCCGCGCUGCCGUUAACGCCGAACCCGAGCAGGUCUCCAUCAUCGGCGGCUGGGGAGAGAAAAAGGUGCAAAGAUGGUGUAGCGUCGUGGAAGAACCAUUCAGAAUCCAGCACCAUGCGAAAAGGCGUGCAAUCGCCAGCGAAAGCAGCAACGCCACUGAUCAAGCCUUGCCUCUCAGCAGAGUACCGUUGAGGGACAUGCCCAGCCUUUCCACCGCCGCAUCUCGAGGCAGCUCAACGCCGCAGCCUCAACAGGUGCGAAAAGAAAAUUCGCAGGCCAAAUCGGGUCAAUUUCAGAUACGUGAUCCAGCCAAUGAUGACGAAGACGGAGACGAGGAUGCUAUGAUUGCCGCAGCUAUAGAGGAGUCCAAGAAGACUGCCGCGCUUGAAGGGGCGUCGAGUGCUCGGCAGAACGAAGAUCAGCUGAGUGAGGGGAUAGCAGCUGCACUAGCCAGGCUCAGAGAUAAGGACUAA
This is a messenger RNA of Pestalotiopsis fici W106-1, 1197 nucleotides long. RefSeq lists its product as uncharacterized. Gene Ontology annotation, cellular component: ERCC4-ERCC1 complex; nucleus; nucleotide-excision repair factor 1 complex. The coding region runs from base 1 to 1197 and encodes 398 amino acids. Lineage: Eukaryota; Fungi; Ascomycota; Sordariomycetes; Amphisphaeriales; Sporocadaceae. The record is from RefSeq and is a predicted model, not a curated record. The transcript has a single exon. Gene Ontology annotation, molecular function: single-stranded DNA binding; damaged DNA binding. Gene Ontology annotation, biological process: nucleotide-excision repair; UV-damage excision repair; mitotic recombination.